AUGGUGAGCUACACGGGAGGUGAAACGAAAUUCUCAAUCUCGUGCGGAGAGAAGCAACUUCGUUCUUCAAGCGGACAGCAGGACAAUCUUUCGGUGGGGGCUCUGGAGACGGCUGUGCUGGUCCACAAAAGAAAGGGCAAGAAUGUGCAGGGCAGGAUUCUUGGGGAAGAAGAGAUCGAGAACGGUCUUGCGCGGUCCUUCUCGUGCAAGAAAAAAUGGCUCAUCGUGACGAUACUCUGCGUCCAGCAGAUCUCGAUGAACUUGAACGCAUCUAUCUUGGGUAACUGCUUCGUGGAGCUGCGACAGACUUACGGGGUAACGGAAACUAUCCUCUCGCUCUGCCAGUCACUGUUCCUGGUGGCGUACGCGUUCGGCUGCGAACUGUGGGCACCCUGGAGUGAGGAGAGCGGCAGAAGACCGACGUUGCAAUGGAGUCUCGGCUUCGUAAAUCUUUGGCAACUUCCACAGAUCUUCAUGGCUGCAUUUGGGAAGCCUGACCAAGGUGACAGCAUCGGAGCUGGCAUCCUUUUCUGCAGGAUCAUGGGGGGGCUGUGUUCUGCGGGAGGCUCGGUGACCUUGGGCAUAAUCGCUGAUAUGUUUGACGCCGACAGCCAGCAAUAUGCGAUGGCGGCGCUAGUUUGCGCGUCCGUCAUGGGAUCUAUAGUUGGGCCGGUUAUUGGAGGCUUCCUUGAGUCCUUCGUCGGAGGCCGGUGGGUCUUUCUCGCGCAGUUCGUGAUCGGCUUGGCUGCGCAGCUCUUGCACGCGAUCUGGGUUCCGGAGACUCGAUCUAGUGUACUCGUUGCGAAAGAGGCUAGACGACGUCGGGACGCAAGUAUCGAGCAGGUUUGGACCCAGGCUGAACUCGAUAAAACCAGCCAUCUUUCGAUUGACUUUUGGAAGGACGCAGCUGGUAUUUGGACUCGACCAUUCAAGAUGCUCGCGAUGGAGCCAAUCGUGACAUGCCUAUCCCUGAUCAGUGGUUUCAGCGACGCGCUCAUUUUCUCUUUCCUCGAGUCGCUCCCCAUGAUCAUGGACCAGUGGGAUUUCGUGCCCUGGCAGCGGGGCCUUUGCUUCAUUUCCAUCGGCAUCGGAUAUCUCAUCGGGUGGGCUAUCUGGGUUUGGGACAUAGGACGCCGGCAGGGGAAACGGCAGAGAUUUGGCUCGACCGCGACGCCCGAGACUCGUCUCAGAUGGCUACUAUAUACAGCACCUCUUCUGCCUACUGGCAUGAUUGGUUUUGCUUGGACAGCGACAGGACCGCCAAGGCACUGGUUGGUGCCAAAUUUUUGGCUUGCCCUGGUUGGCAUUGCAAACUACGCAAUAUACGGCGCUACGGUGGAUUACAUGGUCGCCUCGUACGGCCCAAGACUGUCGGCAUCGGCCACCGGUGGCAAUGGGUUUUGUCGAGACCUCUGGGCUGGCGUUUCUGUUUUUUAUGUCAAGGAUUUAUAUUCCAAAAUCGGACCGCCUGGCAAACAUUUGCCGUACGGCUCGACUGUGCUUGCGGGGUUGGCCAUGGUACUUAUCGUGCCUGUAUACCUUUUCUGCUUUUUUGGGGCCACCGUCCGCAAGAGAUCCAGAUAUGCUAAAGCUAUAGCGCAGGGUAUGGCCGAUCCAACGAUGACCUCGCCAGACACAGUAUAA
This is a messenger RNA of Verruconis gallopava, 1644 nucleotides long. RefSeq lists its product as uncharacterized. The transcript has 3 exons. Lineage: Eukaryota; Fungi; Ascomycota; Dothideomycetes; Venturiales; Sympoventuriaceae. Gene Ontology annotation, biological process: transmembrane transport. Gene Ontology annotation, molecular function: transmembrane transporter activity. The record is from RefSeq and is a predicted model, not a curated record. The coding region runs from base 1 to 1644 and encodes 547 amino acids.